Aegilops tauschii subsp. strangulata is the source of this 1339-nucleotide messenger RNA. The record is from RefSeq and is a predicted model, not a curated record. NCBI's taxonomy places the organism in Eukaryota, Viridiplantae, Streptophyta, Magnoliopsida, Poales, Poaceae.
UCACUCAUGGAAACUUUCUUUGGUUGUGAGAGAACCACUUAUCUUUCGCCACAAACAUAAGAUCCCACGACGCACCACAUCUUCUGCACCCUGCUGCCAUCCCCGCUGCUCCACCUCUGCUGCUCCACGGACGCGGGCGUGGGUCACCGUCGGCGCCGCCGCUCGCCGCUUCUCGUCUGCUUCCUGAUGGACAUGAAUGCGGGUCUCCGUAGCCGCUCGCCGUUCGGCUGCUGCCCCACGGACGCGAGCGAGGACUGAAGCUGAGCGCUCGGGCCGGUGAAUUGGGCAUGAGGACGAGGUAGAGCACGAGCGGUGGCUAACUGUGCUUGCGGCAGUGACGGCUAUAGAGCGAGUCUGAUUUCUGGGGCACAUUAUAGCAGGCUGACUGUAAUCAUUCGAUCGUCACUGUAAUGGCUGCCUCAGUGUCCAAUGCCCCCCUACAAAUUCUGGCUUGAGCGUGCAUGAUGUUGCCGACGUGGUAUGCGUGUUGGAUGGAUGAAUAAGGGCACGGCCGACAGGCAUAUGUGUUGUGCAUGCGUGUUGACUCAGUUUCAUUGCUUCAUCGAAUCAAGAGAUAUUUUCCAAGAGGAGAUGGAUCUAGCCAGGUCCUGUUGUCAUGUAAAUAUAUGGGAUUUUUAGGCCCUAUUGCUUGGUCUCUUCUCCAUGGCCACACCAUCGUCGCCCCAAGCCCUGGUGAACUAUUUAUCCUUUUGAUUUAUUUACCUCCAUUUCUCCUCUUUAUUUUCCAUGCUUCUCCUUCAUGUACAGACCUUAAGCUGGGGGUUGAGAAGCACCACAAAGACAGAAAGCUGGCACAAUGCUCUGUGAAAAAAUACGCAGAGUUCAACAGCAAGAAGUUGUUGAUUGUGCUAGAGAUACAGUGCUUCAGUUCCUUCUCGAAUCAGUUUGGCAUAAGAGGUGGAGGAUUGGGCCAAAAUCUUCCUGUUUGGGAUUUCUAUGUUUGGAACCAUAGUCUACGUGGUCAGGUUAAUAGAGUCAAUGGCUGUAAAGGAUUUCGGUGAUGAUUCUGGUGAACGACUGAAUGCCCUGUCUAUCUUUAUCAAUUGCAGAAUUGGUAAACCUCUCAUCUAUGGAGUGAUAUUGAUUUGUCGAGAGCUAUCAAAAGUUUUGCUUCCCAAUUUUAGCCACCUUCACACAUUUUAGAUGCAACACUUGCAAAAGUGAGAUAAAAUUUAGAUGGAUAGCUCAGCCAAGAAAACACAUUUUUUUCUCCUUUGAUUUCUUCUUGUCCAGGCCAGGAACCAUCUUGCGCUCAACCAUAUUCAUGUUCUUUGACUCACUUUUCCAUCAAGGUAAACCCUUCGGUUCCGUUUGUUUU